Vittaforma corneae ATCC 50505 is the source of this 831-nucleotide messenger RNA. RefSeq lists its product as uncharacterized. Gene Ontology annotation, cellular component: nucleus. Lineage: Eukaryota; Fungi; Microsporidia; Nosematidae. Bases 1 to 831 code for a protein of 276 amino acids. Gene Ontology annotation, molecular function: mRNA 5'-cap (guanine-N7-)-methyltransferase activity. Gene Ontology annotation, biological process: 7-methylguanosine mRNA capping. The record is from RefSeq and is a predicted model, not a curated record. The transcript has a single exon.
AUGGACGACAAGGAGUCAAUAAAGAGACACUACAAUCAAAUCCCAAAUAAAAGCAGACAAGAAAGAAGACACACGAGGAACAUAAACAUUAGAAAUGCAAAUAAUUUUAUAAAGUCGUGUAUAAUAAAAUCCUACGUAAAGCCCUGCGAUAGUGUUCUCGAUAUCGGUGUAGGCAAAGGUGGUGAUUUUAUAAAGUAUCAGAUAGCGAAAGUAAAAGAGGUCUAUGGACUUGAUAUAGCCAAUAGAUCAAUAUUGGAUGCAUUAAGCAGGGCAAGGGAAUCGCAUAUUGAUUUUAAAUUGGUACUCAAGGUCAAAGAUUGUUUUACAACUAGGUUUGACCUGAGAAAGAAGUUUGAUAUAGUUUCAAUACAGUUUAGCUUUCAUUACUGCUUUGCAAAAGAAGAAUAUGUUCAUGUAACCUUAGACAACAUUGAAAAGCAUUUAGUAAAGAAUGGUCAUGUAUUAAUCACCAUUCCCUGCAAAGAAGAAAUUCUCAAAAGAGCAAAAGAAGAUAACUUAUCAAAUAGAUUUUACUCUAUUAGAUUUAAAGACAGAGAUAGUGAAAAGAUAUAUGGAAAUGCAUACUAUUAUACACUUUUAGAUUCAGUUAAUGACUGUGUUGAAUAUUUAGUGGAUAUGAAAACAUUAGUCAGUAAAGCUCAACAGAGAGGCUUGGAACUUGUAAAGAAUACACCAUUUAGAGAGUUUUACGAUGAAAAUGCGAAGUUAUAUACAGAAUUACAUGAUAGAUUAGUGUCUAGACCAUUAAAUAAGGAGGAAGAGGAAGUAGUAAGCUUACACCACAUUAUUGUGUUCAAAAAGAUCAGCUAA